This is a messenger RNA of Sphaeramia orbicularis (orbiculate cardinalfish), 1777 nucleotides long. It is a transcript of the gene surf4, whose product is annotated as surfeit 4. The record is from RefSeq and is a predicted model, not a curated record. The transcript is spliced from 6 exons. Gene Ontology annotation, cellular component: endoplasmic reticulum; endoplasmic reticulum-Golgi intermediate compartment; membrane. Gene Ontology annotation, biological process: Golgi organization. Lineage: Eukaryota; Metazoa; Chordata; Actinopteri; Kurtiformes; Apogonidae. The coding region runs from base 1 to 810 and encodes 269 amino acids.
AUGGGGCAAGAGGAUCUAAUGAACACAGCCGAAGACGUGGCAGACCAGUUCCUGCGGGUAACAAAACAGUACCUGCCCCACCUGGCGCGUCUCUGUCUCAUCAGCACGUUUCUGGAGGAUGGCAUCCGCAUGUGGUUCCAGUGGAAUGAGCAGAGAGACUAUAUCGAGGCUACCUGGAGCUGUGGCUAUUUUCUGGCCACGUGUUUUGUGCUGCUUAAUCUCAUAGGACAGCUCGGUGGUUGUGUCCUCAUCCUCAGUAGAAAUUUUGUACAGUAUGCUUGCUUCGGAUUAUUUGGCAUCAUAGCACUACAGACUGUUGCAUACAGCAUUUUAUGGGACCUUAAGUUUUUGAUGAGAAACCUGGCCCUCGGCGGUGGUCUGCUCCUGCUGCUCGCAGAGUCUCGUUCAGAAGGAAAGAGUAUGUUUGCUGGAGUCCCGUCCAUGGGAGAGAGUUCGCCAAAACAGUACAUGCAGUUGGGAGGUCGGGUCCUGCUGGUACUCAUGUUCAUGACCCUGCUACACUUUGACUCCAACUUCUUCUCCAUUCUGCAGAACAUGGUGGGAACUGCCCUCAUCAUCCUGGUGGCCAUCGGCUUCAAAACUAAGCUGGCUGCGUUGACCCUUGUCGUAUGGCUCCUGGCCAUAAACAUCUACUUCAACGCUUUCUGGACCAUCCCGGCCUACAAGCCCAUGCACGACUUCCUCAAGUACGACUUCUUCCAGACCACCUCAGUCAUCGGGGGCCUGCUGCUGGUGGUGGCACUCGGACCUGGUGGUGUGUCCAUGGACGAGAAGAAGAAAGAGUGGUAGGAACGGUGGGGUAAAGCAAAAAGAUUGCACAGCACCACUAAUGUCCCCCACCGACCAAGACACAAAGACCCUCCCUCUCCUCCAGCCUCCAGGGUACACCGUUUUUUUUUUUUGUUUGUUUGUUUGUUUUGGGUUUUUUUGGACAGAUUCACAGACACAAUCACUGAGGUUUCUUUUUUAUGCCCGUGUUUUUUAGUUUAACAUAAUGCCAUUUUUUCUAAACCCUUCUUGUGUCUUUUUUUAAAUGACGGCAAGAAUUAAAAAAAAAUAUGACCAUAUAUUUUAAGUGCAAAGUAAAAAGGAAAAAAAAAUCAGUGGAUGAUACAGUAAAGUUGAGGAGGAGAUAUAUUUGUUCUGUGUGCUACAGGAAUUAAUCUGUUGUUGUAUUUUAAUGGUGAAAUGCUAUAAGCUGUUAUAGAUUUCAUAUUUCUGAAUAAAACUGGUAAAAUGGAGAGUACUGCAGUUUUGCACCCCCUACCCCCCCAUAGACACUGAUCUUCUCCCAUUGGAUCUGAGACUUGAUGACAGAAUAGAUCCUGAGCGACACAACUCAACUUGGCUCUCCAGUCUCACUUCUCUUCUUUGCGCAGACACUGUAACCUUUAGAGCCACCUGUACACAUUCAUCCUCAACAGACUGUUUAUGGGGAGUAUUGGGGGUGGGGGGGGGGGUUACAUUGUAUACUAAGUGGUGGAUUGCAGUUGUGCUUGAUUGAAAAUUUCAACACAGUUGUUAGCUCCAGGACUUCUUAUUGGGCACUUUGUACUGUUUGUCUCUGGCAAAUGCCUAAAACUAGUGAACUGUAUAUGAUCGGGGUAAAUAGGAGGGGGGGGACUCAGCUGUUUGUGAAACAUCAUAUUCUGCGAUCUAGAAAAGCAAAGAAAACUAAGCAGAGUCACCAGCCGCCUGGACUUUUGCCUUUGCUCAGUGUUUUUUGCCCUGUGUUUAAAAAAAAAAAAAAAAAAAA